Messenger RNA from Anguilla anguilla (European eel), 2375 nucleotides. RefSeq names its product N-acetylglucosamine-6-sulfatase-like. The coding region runs from base 218 to 1777 and encodes 519 amino acids. The transcript is spliced from 15 exons. Lineage: Eukaryota; Metazoa; Chordata; Actinopteri; Anguilliformes; Anguillidae. The record is from RefSeq and is a predicted model, not a curated record. Gene Ontology annotation, molecular function: glycosaminoglycan binding; N-acetylglucosamine-6-sulfatase activity. Gene Ontology annotation, biological process: glycosaminoglycan metabolic process.
CAAAAUAUAUCUUAACAAAAUUAUUGGCGUUGUAAUAAUUUGUGCUUGACAAUUAUGCUAAAUGUGUCAAACAAUUAUAAUUAAGAUUCUGUGGUCAGGCUAAAGUCCCACUCCAAAGCCAGGGGAGAAAAAAAAAUAUCUUCCCAUGUACAAAAGCUCUUUUGCAAAGCGGAUUAACAACAACGGGUAAUAUCGUGGGACGGUAGUUCCCUUCCCAAUGGCCGGAGCGGAGGCGAGAGGAAGACCUAGUACAUGGCAUUGGGGUCUGCAAAGUAUUGUGAGAGGCGCAGCGUUGUAUCUCUCUCUGGUCAUCUGCCUGAUCAGGUGCACGGAUUGUGCCAAGCCGAGUAACAUCGUGUUCAUUCUCACAGACGACCAGGAUGUCGUCCUUGGAGGAAUGACGCCUGUGAAGAAGGCCAAAGCCCUUAUUGGUGAUGCUGGUGUUUACUUCUCCAAUGCUUUUACGGUGACGCCGCUCUGCUGUCCGAGCCGCAGCAGCAUCCUGACGGGCCGGUACCCGCACAACCACGAGGUCCGAAACAACUCCCUGACAGGCAACUGCAGCAGCCCUGCGUGGCAGAAGGGCCCGGAGGCCCUGGCCUUCCCCGUGUACCUCAGCAAACUGCAGUACCAGACCUUCUACGGGGGGAAGUACCUCAACCAGUAUGGAAAGAAAGAGGCUGGAGAUGUGGACUAUGUUCCUCCUGGCUGGGACCAGUGGCAUGCGCUGGUGGGAAACUCCCAGUACUACAACUACACGCUCUCGGUGAACGGGAAAGAGGAGAAGCACGGGGACAUUUAUGAUAAGGACUACCUCACCGACCUCAUUGUAAACAGGUCUCUCAGUUUCCUUGAUGACCGGAGCCCCCAGCACCCGUUCUUCAUGAUGCUGUCCCCGCCUGCCCCCCACUCGCCCUGGACAGCCGCGCCCCAGUACGAGAAGGCCUUCAUCAACACGAAAGCUCCGCGGGAUGGAAGCUUUGACAAACCAGGAAAGGACAAGCACUGGUUACUACGGCAACCCCUCAACCCGAUGACCAACGGCUCUAUAGAUUUCCUGGACAAUGCUUUUCGCAGGAGGUGGCAGACCCUACUGUCGGUGGACGACCUGGUGGAGAAGGUGGUGAAGAAGUUGCAGGAUCUGAAGGAGCUGGACAACACCUACAUCUUCUUCUCCUCCGACCACGGAUACCACACAGGCCAGUUCUCUCUGCCUAUAGACAAGAGGCAGCUGUACGAGUUUGACAUUCGGGUUCCGCUCAUGGUUCGAGGCCCUGGCAUCAAGCCAAACCAGACCCUGAAGGCUCCAGUGCUGAACAUUGACUUUGGCCCCACCUUCCUGGACAUCGCCGGGGUUAACCUGACCGAGGUGAACAUGGAUGGCCAGUCAUUCCUGCCACAGAUGGCCCCUUCCUUACGCAACGGAACCUCUCGCCCGUACUUCCUGGUGGAGUACACUGGAGAGGGACACGCUGCCCCUGAUCCGGCCUGCCCUAAGCUGGGUCCGGGCCUGUCUCAAUGCUUCCCGGACUGCGUGUGUGAAGACUCCUUCAACAACACAUACGCUUGCGUGCGCACCCUGACCGACUACAACAUGCAGUACUGCGAGUUUGCUGACAACGAGUCCUUUGUGGAGGUCUACAACUUGACCUCUGACCCUCAUCAGCUUGAGAACAUUGUGAAGAAGGUUGACCCUGCCGUCCUGCAGACCAUGAACCAAAGACUGAUCAGGCUUCAGUCCUGCGUAGGAAGCAGCUGCAGGGACACCAAGUAUUAGCCAAUCGCAACAGGGUGGGCGGGACCUUGACCCUCUACUAAGAUUGUUGAGCACUUUCUGUGGCAGUGAAGGAUGGAUCGGCCGACUCCGUUUGAAUGUGAACCAAAUUGUUUUUCUGUCUUCAUUUUUUUCCUUCUUUUUCUUUAUCAACUAUUUUGUGCCAAAGUCAGCCUGUUGGCCUGAAGAGGGAUUCCUUUCCAGUUUGUGAAUCCAGCCUGGUGUCUCUCAGCUUGUCAGUAUCAUUUUAUUAACUGAGACCUGUAAUAUCACAUCACUGGGAUCAUCUCAGUAAGUGCUCCUUCAGAAAAUUCAGUGUGGUCUUGAAUUUUUAUUUUUUUAUAUUUUUGGUUGUUGUUUUUUAAUAUUUCCUAAUUAAAAAAAGGAAGGCCAGGAAAGACCGAAGGGAAAAAGAAUAACUCAAAUUUUCAAACUGUGGGAAUCUUUUUUUUUUUUUUUUUUUGCUGAUAAACUGUGCCUUGUACUGAUGCUCUGGACCUUUGCACUGACGCAAAGAUUUCAUGAUUUUAUGCCUUUGUAUUGUGUUUGUAUAGCUGUCAAUAAAAUGAAAGUCAAUAAAAUAGAAAUGAAUCAAAAACUA